AUGAGGGAAGGAAGGAAAGGAGAGCGCCCGAAUGCUAGGAGACCCCCAAUCACGCCACGAGUGAACGUGUGUUUUGGUCUAUUUUUAUUUACCUUACGCACGUGCAGCCGGGGCUUUCCUUGCAGUGUGGCCCUAUUUUUGAGGUCAGAGGUGCUGCGCGGUAGCUCAGCGGGUCGUGUUCAAGUGCCGAUAUAUCUGCUCCGUCGAGUCCUCGUCUUGGCCGUUAAGUUGGUUAGAACGUCAAUUGGCUCUAUAAAAAUCCUAGUGUAUUCCCCGGACACCCACGUUUUCCUGCCUCCUCGCCAAACCGACCGUCACAACCCUUCUCCGUGA
This is a messenger RNA of Laccaria bicolor S238N-H82, 333 nucleotides long. RefSeq lists its product as uncharacterized. The coding region runs from base 1 to 333 and encodes 110 amino acids. Lineage: Eukaryota; Fungi; Basidiomycota; Agaricomycetes; Agaricales; Hydnangiaceae. The record is from RefSeq and is a predicted model, not a curated record. The transcript has 3 exons.